This is a messenger RNA of Drosophila eugracilis, 1772 nucleotides long. Its product is annotated as trichohyalin. The record is from RefSeq and is a predicted model, not a curated record. The transcript is spliced from 2 exons. Lineage: Eukaryota; Metazoa; Arthropoda; Insecta; Diptera; Drosophilidae. Bases 159 to 1697 code for a protein of 512 amino acids.
AAGCCAAUCGGAAAUGUCGCUGCAGCGAAGGCACAGGAAUUUGGGUUGAUUACGCCAGGUAAGAAAUGCGGAGCGAUCCAUUUACUGUGCCAGUUUAGAGCUUGACCCCGUUAAAUUAGAUCCACUAAUCUUGAUGGGAGAUUAGUUCCGCUAGCAUUAUGACACCCAAACGGAAGCGCCGCGGACGCAGCGAGUCGCGGGCCAGGAGCAAAGUGAAAGGACAAUCGGAGGCAGAACACUUGCAAUUGCUCGAGGAGCUGGAGCUGGUGGACAGCUGCUGUGAGAUCUGCCACUGCGACUGCUACAGCUCCCACAGCAGCGGCUCUGCUAGCGGGCGAGGAACCCAGCCACAGGAGAGCCUCAAGGAGCUGCUGCAGCUGGACAAGGACAUUCAGGCCCUAGAGAAGUUACAGCGCCGCGAAAGUGCUAAGGGCAAGAGAAGUGCCAGCAGCCAGGGCCACAGAAGUGUUUCCAGGUCGCCAACGGAGGGAAAGUCUUCUCACAGCAGGCGGGGAUCAUCGGACUCCCAAAAAAGAAAUACCGAUUCCGGUAGGAGUCGACGGUCGAAAAGCGCUGGAAGCCGCAGAAGUGAGUCCCGGGAGAGGCAGCCGCAACAGAAAGUUGAACCCGUUCCUCAAGAUCGUCGACGUCGCGGUGCCCAGAGGGAUUGCAAAAUGCUCCAACAAUUUCUAGGUCCCCAGAACGACGCACCCGCUUUUUCCAUCGUUGGACGGGCCAAGUCAAAGUCGCAGGACAAUAUGGCUUUAGCGCCAAGCCUCCCGCGGGGGAGAAAGAGCUCUUUAUGUGCCUCCAUGGCCAACUUGUGCCUUGCGCCCACGGUGCGAGCCGCUUUCCAGCAGGUGCCUAGACACGACCAGAAGAUUCUCAACCGCAUGGCUGGAAAACGGAGCCAACAGGCAGCAGACAAGGAGACGGCCUGGCUAGCUCGUAAGCUCUGGGAGAAUGAACGUCUGGAACGGCAGCUUCUCCGGGUGGAACAGCUGGAGGCUUACAAGCAGGCAGUUCAUGACAAGCAGUUCCAGGACUAUCUGGUGACCAAAGCGAGGCUGCAGGCUUUGGCUGAGCGUGAUCUGACGGAACUGAAGAGAUUACGUGGGGCACUCGACGCCAAGGACGCUGCGACCAAGAAGCGGCUGGAAGCCAGGCGGUUAGAACGGGACCUUAAUCUCUGCCAGCGGCGGUGCGAGGAGCUACGUCGCAGUGAGGCAGUCACGGUGCAGCAGGAGGAGCAGCACCUGGACGAGACUUUGCGCAAACGUGACAUCUGCAUGCGGCUCACGCAACGAUUGCGUCGGGCAGACGAGUUGCGUGGGCAGCUGCUGGAGGCUUACUUGAAGCGGAUGCAGCACGACAACUUACUUGAGCAGGUGCAUCAUGAGGAGCACUGGCGGGAGCGUCAGCAGGAGGAGCGAGUGCGCAGGGAUCAGCUCCGCGAGGACAUCGAGCGCAAAAGUCAUCAGUCCCAGCGCUUCGUUGAGUGCCGCCAACGCCGUCAAGAUGAUCGAUUUCGUACUGCGAAGAUCUCCGCCAGUCUGCGGGAGCUGGUCCGCCAAUCCGUCACACCAGAAGGAGCUAUUAGUGGUUCGUUGGGUCAGGAUACCCCAGCCCUUAACUCAUAUGCUCAGCAGCAGUUGCAACUGGGACGCCUGCUCUUCGAAAAAUCUUCGAGGGAAUGAAUGUUAUGUACCUAUACAUAUGCAUUUGUACAUAUAUACAUAUUGUUGUUGGUUUUAUGUAAAUAAACUGCAUUG